UUCAUCUUGUGACACAUAUACGAUCUUCGCUGCAACUCUUCUGACAGCUACGAGCAAGCAACUCCUCUACGCUUUAAACAAAGCUGGGCGGACAGGAGAGGGAAGGGGAGAGCUUUACCUCUGGUCUCCCCAGCAUACCCUGAGAAAACCAGCCAUGGAUGACCGCUCCUCACUUGGAAAAGUCAGCAGCUCUACUGAGUCCGUGGCCACCGUCACCAGUGAGGAGUUUGUUCUGGUACAGCCCAGUGUCGCAGGGUCACCGCAAGGCUCUGAGGGCAAACCAAGACUCAAGAUGUCUUGGAAUGGGAGUGAGCAGCUGGAGAAAGCUAUGGAUGAGGUGUUGGAUGAUGACGAUGAGGUGAAGGUGGAGAAGAGCAAUGUGGAAAAGAUGGAGAAGAUGGAGAAGAUGGAGAAGAUGGAGAAGAUAGAGAAGAUGGAGAAGCACAGGGACCCAGAGAGCCAAGUCCUGGAGCCCCAGCCUGCAGAGACAUGUCCAGCACCACCCAGCCCCACGGUGCUAGAGGAGGACAGUGUCCAGUUCAACAAGCUGUCCUACCUUGGCUGCACCUGGGUCAAAGCCCCUCGCAACGAGGCAGAGGCACAGAGCGCCAUGGUCACCCUGCGGGCUGAAAGCGCCAUCCCCAUCCCCAUCACCCUGCACGUCCCCUGUGGACCAGACGGCUCCGUCAGGAUUGUGGACCAGGCCUCGGGUACAGAGAUCGCCUCAUUUCCCAUUUACAAGGUGUUGUUCUGUGCUCGUGGAAAGGAGGGUUCAGUGGAAAGUGACUGUUUCUCCUUCACCGAGAGUUACCGGAGCUCUGAGGACUUCCAGAUUCACGUCGUCUCCUGUGAAAUCAAAGAGGCCGUCAGUCGUAUCCUGUAUAGUUUCUCCAGCUUUCGGCGUUCUUCUCGGCCGUCAGACAUCAGGGACACGCCGCUCUCCAGUCCUGAAGGCGACCCUUACACCUUCACUGUCACACUGGAGAUCAAAGAGGAUGAUGGCAAGGGCAACUAUAGUCCAGUGCCAAAGGACAGAGAUAAAUUCUACUUCAAGCUGCGACAGAGCGUUCAGAAGAAGGUCGUGGUUUCAGUUCAGCAAAUGUGCAACAAGGAGCUGGGCAUCGAGAGGUGUUUUGGGAUGCUGCUGAGUCCAGGACAGAAAGUCUGCAACAGCGACAUGCAUCUACUAGACAUGGAGUCGAUGGGGAAGAGCUCUGAUGGGAAGGCCUAUGUAAUCACAGGAACAUGGAACCCCAACAUGGCAGCCUUCCAGCCGCUUAAUGAAGACACACCUAAAGAUAAGCAGGUCCACAUGACGGUGGCAGUGGACCUGGUAGUCACUGAGGUGGUGGAGCCAGUUCGCUUCCUGAUGGAAACUCUGCUCAGGGUAUAUCCAUCAAACGAACGCUUCUGGUACUUCAGCCGCAAGACCUUCAGUGAGAGCUUCUACCUCAAACUCAGACAGCAGGCACCAGAGAGGGUGGGUCAGAGCGAUGCCAUGUAUGAGGUGGUGAGUCUUCAGAGGGAGGCAGAGAGGAGCAAUGAAGGACGACUGGCCUCGCCCACUGAGGAAGAGGAGGCUGAUGAAGAUAGCGACAGUGAAAUCUCCAGUGGGACAGGAGAUGUUUCCAAAGACUGUCCUGAGAAAAUUCUGGAGUCCUGGGGAGGAAUCCUCACCAGAUGGCAUGGGAACCUGUCCACUCGUCCGAAGGGUUUGCCCUCGUUGGUUCGCAGUGGCAUUCCCGAGCCACUCAGAGCUGAAGUCUGGCAGCUGCUGGCCGGUUGCCACGACAACCACGACCUGCUUGAGCACUACCGCAUCCUCAUCACCAAGGACUCGGCUCAGGAAGGUGUCAUCACUCGGGACAUCCACCGCACCUUCCCCGCACACGACUACUUCAAGGACUCUGACGGAGAUGGACAGGAUUCACUGUACAAGAUCUGUAAGGCCUACUCUGUCUAUGAUGAGGAAAUUGGUUAUUGCCAGGGUCAGUCGUUCCUCGCUGCUGUUCUCCUGCUGCAUAUGCCAGAGGAACAGGCCUUCUGUGUGUUGGUGAAAAUCAUGUAUGAGUACGGCCUCAGAGCUCUCUACAAAAACAACUUUGAGGAUCUUCAUUGCAAGUUUUUCCAGCUGGAGAGGCUGAUGCAGGAGCAGCUUCCAGACCUGUGGUCCCACUUCCAGGAGCUGAACCUGGAGGCACACAUGUACGCCUCCCAGUGGUUCCUCACCCUCUUCACUGCCAAAUUCCCCCUGUGUAUGGUUUUCCACAUCACUGACCUGCUGCUCUGUGAGGGUCUGAACAUCAUCUUCAACGUGGCCCUCGCUCUGCUCAAGACGUCUAAAGAGGACCUCUUGCAGGCGGACUUCGAAGGGGCUCUCAAGUUCUUCAGAGUCCAGCUCCCUAAACGUUACAGAGCUGCGGAGAAUGCCCGCAGGCUUAUGGAACAGGCCUGCAACAUCAAGGUUCCAACCAAAAAGCUGAAGAAGUUUGAGAAGGAAUAUCUGACACUGAGAGAGAGCCAGCUGCAACAAGAAGACCCCAUCGACCGAUUCCAGAGGGAGAAUCGUCGUCUUCAGGAGGCCAGUAUGCGACUGGAACAGGAGAAUGACGACUUGGCCCAUGAACUGGUCACCAGCAAGAUUGCUCUUCGGAACGACCUUGACCAGGCAGAAGACAAGGCCGAUGUUUUGAACAAAGAGCUGCUGAGCACCAAGCAACGCCUGGUGGAGACGGAGGAGGAGAAAAGACGACAGGAGGAGGAGACGGCUCAGCUGAAGGAAGUGUUCAGGAGGGAGCUAGAAAAAGCAGAGCUGGAGAUCAAGAAAACCACAGCGAUCAUAGCUGAAUACAAACAGAUCUGCUCCCAGUUAAGCACCAGGCUGGAAAAACAGCAGGCGGCAACAAAAGAAGAGCUGGACGUCGUCAGGAGUAAGGUGAUGGGCUGUGACCGCUGCAGGGAUCUGUUCACAACUCUGGGGUCCCACCAAGCUUCGUCGCCCGGCAGGGACAAGACAUCCACAGAGCCGAUGGACGAGGAGAAGGACGGACUGAAGGAGCAGCUGAGGCAUCUGGAGCUGGAGCUGGCACAGACCAAACUGCAACUGGUGGAGGCCAAGUGUCGCAUGCAGGAGCUCGAGCACCAGCGGGGAGUCCUGAUGAACGAGAUCCAGGCAGCCAAGAACUCGUGGUUCAGCAAGACUCUUGGCUCCCUGAAGAGCUCUGCCUCCUCUUCCUCCAGCUCCACGACCCAGACCCCAUCCUCUCCAAAGGACGGCCCUGCCUAAACGACCCUCCCUCCAUCUCUCCUUCCCCUGCAGGAUGCACAUUAGAGCUGAGGAACACAAGUUGAAGAAACAAGCAGCGGAGAAAUGCAGUAUUCCUUUUCCAGCCGCUUGCAACGCAAAGCUCGCCGGCUUCUUGGACUGCAAAUAGCUGAAAAGAUGAGGGAGGAAACAGGAGGACUGGAUCAGCCACCUGUUUCGCUUAAUGUUUACGUUUGAGUGAACUACAAAAUGUCUGUUGACCUUCUCUGCUUCACAGGUGAUGUGCUGACACGUUUUGUGUCGAGUUCUCCUUAUAAGAAAGCUGCAUUAACAUACACAAGGCUCACGUAGGUGUAUAAUUUAGCUCCACCUUGUGGUCAGACAUUGCUACUGCAGAGUUCUUUUAUCUGUGUGAGAUUAUGUUUUUAGGUAGCUGAGAGUUAAAGCUACAUUCAGUCUCACAAUGUGAACAAUAUUUACAAUGAUACAGCUACAGGUGCAGAUAUAUUAUAAGUUUACUGCAUAGAAAUGUUGUGAUCUACAUUAACCAUCUUCAGCGCAGCAAAGCUGCAGCACUCUGAAAAAGGAAUACUGCAUUCAGUCUUAAACAAGAACAACACAAAAGGUUGUAUUUCUUUAUAGUAAUAUAACGUAAACGAUGUUGUCAUAUAAAUAUGUAUAACUAAUUAUUGAUUUUUGUAAUAAUCUUGUACAGUUCUUAAAGAGAAGAAAAAAAGGAAAAGUUCUUUGUUCAUUUUUUUUUUUUUACCGUUUGGAAUUUGAAUGUCAUCUCUAGAUGUUGACGUAAGCACAGUGUGUGUGAUCGAGCUGGUCGAGUCCAAACGCUGGAGAACCAAAGUGACAGCCUGCAGAGAUCUUAAUGUGCGUAAUGUCCCAAAUGUUUCUUCAGUCAUGGGUUGAACAGACUCAUGGUGUGUAUUAUCAUGCAGCAUCAUUUUGUGGACAGUUAGCUGUGGUCACAACAGAAAUGGGCUCUUUUCCUGUCUGCUCGGUCCUUUUUAUACUUUUAAUGAUUCAGUUGGAGUUGCUAUAAUACAAUGCCACACAUCUUCAGUUACGUUGUGAAUUCUCCAAAAUGUUUUGUUAAAAAUAUCCAUGCUACAAAUUGAUAUUUUCAGUUUGAAAAUGUUUUUAAAUGUAUCCCUGUUAAUCUUGUUAUUUUAAGGUGCACCAAUUGUCUGUGUGUGUAAUUGUUCUUUUACACACUGAAAAAAUGGCCAGAUAAUCACAGGAUCAUGGAGAAACUGAGUGUGUCUGUCUGUGUUAUGUAACGCCAUGUAGACAACACCCACUGGAAGUCUUCACCCCUUCAUACCUGUUACUGUCAUCCAAAUUCGCUGUAGAUACUAGUCAACACAUUUAAUUAGGAAACUUUAUAGUCCAGUGUUUGCUCUGAAGUAUCUGUUACAUAGCACAGUUCAAAAUAUACUACAAACUCUUCGUACUUAUUAAAUUGCUGGUUGCUAAUAUCUACAGUGACGGUGAGGACCACAGCCAGAGAUAUGAAGACACAAGGAUGAUUUUGGUGUCUUUUAUUAUUCGCCAAAAAGUCUGUUUAGCUUUAGUGCUGUGUCAGCAGGCGGAAAGCUGCAUCGAAGGUGCCAAAUGUCUCGCUUUAUUCUCGACUUGUUGUCACUGAAAUCAGCCUUUGGACUCUGACCAAGCCCAUGUGUACUUGUUUGUGAGUGAGUGUGUUCUGCACUAUAACUCAAGUGGUUGAAGUUGAAAUGGUUUCUUCUUCACGUGGCUGCCUUUUCUGAUGAUGACCGAAGCCGUUGGCUGAUGAGAGGAAAGCCAUCUGACAGUUUGAAAUGUCGGAGAGCGUCAGCUGUGCCAUAAGAGCUUCCCCUCUGCUCCGUCCCCAGCGGUCUUCCUCCGUGAUCCCAACCAUCUGAACCAACAUCACCAAAAACCAUGUCAUCUGAUCCUAUUGACAGAUCUGCCGAAUAUCAUUUUCAGCAGCAUGUUUGACACAUUUUGAACAAGAGCCUCCCAGUACGACCAUUGUCCUCUGCAUCAAUAUCAUGGCAAGGGAGAAAAGGGAAUCAUUGAAUCCCAGGUGUGUUUUGCAUUUCCAGGACAUUCCUUCUUCACUAGCAUACGUCGUUCUUGUUCUCACAAAGUCGUACAACCGGUUUAAUGUAAUCUGUGGCCAAGUUUCAGAGAGCUCCUCGUCUUUUAUGUGCACUAACACAACAUCAAUAUUUGAAACACUAUUUCAAGAUGUGCGUUUGUUUAAAAGUUAUCCUGAGCACAGAGCAUAAUUAUUUUUUAACUGAUUAUUGUCGCAGUGAGGACAGCUGCCAAUUUAUAAUGCCCUCUAAUCAGUUCAUUUCAAUGAUGGUGAUGAUGAGUGGUGGAGAGUCGGAUUACAGUUGUGAUGUGUGUCGUACCAGUCAUGUUACACGGAGACGGACCGCUCCUCAGCUGGUCCGACUCCAACACUGUUUGCUGUAUAGUAACUGUCUGACCCGCAUUAAUAAAUUUCAGUUUUUCUGUUCAUGCA
Messenger RNA from Cottoperca gobio, 5792 nucleotides. RefSeq names its product RAB GTPase activating protein 1-like (gene rabgap1l). The record is from RefSeq and is a predicted model, not a curated record. Gene Ontology annotation, biological process: regulation of GTPase activity. NCBI's taxonomy places the organism in Eukaryota, Metazoa, Chordata, Actinopteri, Perciformes, Bovichtidae. Gene Ontology annotation, molecular function: GTPase activator activity; small GTPase binding.